CCUCUCUCUCUCUCUAAUAAAUAAAUAAAUAUUUUUAAAAAUCAAGAAGAGCCACUGCGGGCCGCUCCAGCUGGAGCUUUGCUCGGCCACCUCCAUGCAUUUGGCCAACAGGCUCUGGGAGCGCCCACUGAGUGCCCUGGGAGCCAGCGGUUGGUGGCCCUCACCAGGUACCCUCCAAAGGGUCCAGGGGGACAGAAGUGGCUCUAAAUCCAGCACAGGAACAUUGAAGCCAGUUAAAGGAUUUACCAUGAAGCACAGAAGCAGGUGGCGCCAAACAGCGAGCCAUAGCCGGUCCGCCUUCCGCAAGUGGGGCAGGACUUCCUUCUCCCACUGCUGCUGGGUGGCGAUUUGUCAAAUUCAGUGUGAAAUGGAAUACACUGAAGGCAUUAGUCAGCAAAUGAGGGUCCCGGAGGAAUUAAAGGUAGCACCACCAAACGCUGACCUGGAGCAAAGAUUCCAAGAAGGAGUUCCAAAUGCCAGUGUCAUUAUGCAGGUUCCAGAAAGGACUGUUGUGGCAGGACGUGACGAAGACAUUCCAUUUUCAAGACCAGCCGAUCUUGAGCCUAUUCAGUCAACUCCCAUCAACCCUCUGGCACUAAAAACACCACCUCGGGUACUCACACUAAGAGAAAGACCACUGGAUUUUCUGGAUUUAGAAAGACCGCCUCCGACCCACGUUGGUAGGCUAAAAAGAGAGCACUCUAGGACUGAGCGUGCUGUUCACCAAAACGGACAGCUGCUCAGAGCGGACUGCGGGCACGGCACGUCACUUACAGACGCAACAACAGAAGGAGCUUCCGGUGACGUGACUGGUGACGCAGCUUCGUUAAGACGACAGAUAAUCAAAUUAAAUAGACAUGUACAACUUCUAGAAGAGGGGAACAAAGAGCGCAAUGCAAGAGAUAUGGCCGUGUGUUCAACUACUCUAAUGUUCUGGCUGCUUAGUAGCUAG
Messenger RNA from Lutra lutra (Eurasian river otter), 952 nucleotides. RefSeq names its product mitochondrial fission factor-like. Gene Ontology annotation, biological process: positive regulation of mitochondrial fission. The record is from RefSeq and is a predicted model, not a curated record. Lineage: Eukaryota; Metazoa; Chordata; Mammalia; Carnivora; Mustelidae. Gene Ontology annotation, cellular component: mitochondrial outer membrane; peroxisome.